AUGCAGACCUUUCCCAAGAUUCCCGAGACCAUGUCCGGCAUCCUCGUCGAGAAGACGGGCGGCAUUGAGGUCCUACAGUACAAAACCGACCUGCCGGUGCCGAAGCUCAAGCCCGGCGAGGUUCUCGUCCGCAACGAGUUCGUCGGCGUGAACUACGUCGACAUCCACAUGCGCACCGGCGCCUUCCCCACCCCGCGCCCCUUCAUCCCCGGCAGAGAAGCAGCCGGCACGAUCGCGGCCAUGCACCCCACCAUGAUCAACAACUACAUCACGACGCCCGACAACCCGCACGACCUCCAGAUCGGCCAGCGCGUCGUCUACAUCGGCGACCUGCCCUGCAGCGCCGAGUACACGGCGACGGCGGCGGCGUCGUUGCUGCAGGGCCUGACGGCGCUGGCGUUCGUGCGCGCCGCGGCGGGCCUGCCGUCGCCGGGCCCGCCGCUGCCGCGCGGCACCACGGACCCGGGCGCAUUCAACCGGGCGUUCGGCCCGAGGCCCUGGGCGCUGGUGCACAGCGCGGCGGGCGGCACGGGGUCGCUGCUGGCGGCAGUGCUGGCGAUGCACGGGGCAAGGGUGAUUGGUACGGUGGUGGAAACGCACAAGGCGGCCGUGGCGAGGAAGCAUGGGGCGCAGUGGGUUGUGGAUCGGCGGCGGGAGGACGUGGUGGCGCGGGUGCGGGAGAUCACGGGCGGGAAGGGGGUGGAUGUGAUUUUUAACGGGGUCGGCGAUGAGACGUUUGAGGACGAUCUGAAGAUGGCGGCCAAGGACGGCACAGUGGUCGUCUUUGGGGCCGCGUCCGGGUCGGUGUCGCCCGUUCCUCUGUCCAAACUGCGCGAGAAGAACCUGAAGCUGAUGAGCCCGAGUAUGAGCACCUACAUUGCCGACCAGGAGGCGCGGGAUGCGUACGUCCAGGAGCUGUUUGAGCUGAUUCAGUCUGGCAAGGUCAGCAUCGACGUGCACAAAGUGUACCGGCUCCAGGAUGUCGGUCAUGCACAUGCCGAUUUGGAGGGCAGGAAGACGACUGGGAAGCUGCUGCUCAGGGUCUAG
Molecule: messenger RNA, 1047 nt
Organism: Thermothielavioides terrestris NRRL 8126
Lineage: Eukaryota; Fungi; Ascomycota; Sordariomycetes; Sordariales; Chaetomiaceae
Exons: 5
Coding region: 1-1047 (348 amino acids)
Biological process (GO): cellular response to oxidative stress
Cellular component (GO): cytoplasm
Molecular function (GO): quinone reductase (NADPH) activity
Source: RefSeq, a predicted model, not a curated record